GACAGGAGCAUCCCAGAGUGCAGUGCGAAGCUGGCACGCCCGUCCCAAUGGCAAAAGGUUGGAAGGGCCGCUCUCGUGUUUCCUUCCUGCAUGUCUUUUUACAUAUGGCUUGGUGCCUAUGCGCAUCACACGCACUCAAGGCAGCUAUGGAUGCAUGACAUGAAUGUAAUACUGAGUGCGCUGUUUGCCCGUGUAGCGAAGUGAAUGUGCUUGGUGAUUGCUUAGCCCGCUAGUAUUGUGGACGAUUUUGUGUUGUUGCUGCUGCUGCUGCUAAUGGAUCCAUCGAUUAAUGUGCCCCUCGACUCGAUGAAGAAGUUGGAGCGAUAUGUAAAGGCAAUCUCCGCUUGCUAGGUGAUUUCUCGGUUCUGAAAAAGCCUUGCUCCUGGCUAGGUAAUGGCUCCUUCUAUCCCCAAUUCUCCGGGACAACUGGCAAAACUGGUUUACGGUGGCAAAGGGACAAGACGCUGACCCCCACUGCCCGGCGAACCAGAACAACUUGUCCUUAUAACAUCAUCCAUCACAUGACAUCAUACCUUCUCAUUCCCGUUAUACGUGGAGUGGCGAGUUAAAGCGGAAUCACUUCUUCAGAAAUCUAUGGGCGAUUUUCGUUCGCACAAGAAACGCUCCAAACGAUCGUCCUAACAUUGGACACCGCUGUUAGGGAAGACACAGUCUUACCCAAGCAUCCUGGACCAUUCAGUGGAGAAGCUGUCACCAUCCUCGAGUGGACGCUCCAGCAUCACUCCUAGUCACAGAUCUAGCAUGGACCCACCAGUAACCAUGGAAACCUCACCAGAGGAUCUGAAACGUGCUCUGGAGUGGGAGCUUGGCCUGGAUAGCACGGACCUCCGCAGCCAUGCCUGGUACCACGGUACCAUCCCGAGACAACGAGCGGAGGAAUUGAUGACUGCAGAAGGGGUGUUCCUCAUACGAGACUGCAUUUCCCGGCCGGGGGACUUUGUGCUUACGUGCUGUUGGAAAGGGUCACCUCUACACUUUGUCAUCAACAAGGUUGUUCUGCAACCAUUCACUGUCUACGAGCGAAUUCAGUAUCAGUUUGAGGAUGACUGCUUUGACACAGUACCGGACUUGGUGACAUUCUACGUCGGCAACAAACGUCCCAUCUCGGUCGCAUCGGGUGCAGUUGUCACACGGCCAGUUAAUCGUAGCAUGCCCCUUUCGUAUUAUGCCACACGAUACGGUGUCGAAUGCCAAGUGCAGUACCCAUCCAAUGGACAGUCCUCCUCCUCUGGGCAGCAGCCACAGACCCCAUGUGGUACUCUGAGAGCAACACACUCCCAUAAGAAGGCAUUCGUUCGGGUUGGAAGUGACCCCAUGCUGAGUCCAACACUGGAGAGAAGACCUUGGGAGCAUCGCCCACUCUCUGGUACACUGAGUGCGGAAGUGAGUGAGAAGAUAAGGUUGGACACGGGGCAAAGUGAGGACAAGCCUCCUCCAAAGCCGAGCCGAGUGCCGUCACGCAGAUCGCAGCAGAAACCAAACAUUCCGCAACGAAGCAUUCCACAGUACGUCAACAACGGAGAAGGUCACGUUUACUCGGAACUAGUAGAGAGCAUCACGAAACCACAGACUGAAGACGUGCUGGGAGCCACAAGAGUGGCCAAGAACUUGCAGCGUGAGAACCAGCGAAUGAGACUAGUGGUAACUGUAUCGGCCGAGAACCCCGACACGUCUGACAGGACCAUAACACUUCCCGACCUUGACCCGCCAUCCACAUAUGACCUAUCAGCAUUUUCAACCAGGCUCCUGCCUUGUGACAACAAACCACUGGACAAGAGCGUUGUGGGACAUUUACGAGGGAUCAUAUUGGAGUGUGGUCCACGCGUCCUUGCCAAUCACCUGACGAGAGUGGACUUGGAUCUCUUGCAUGUGUCCAAGACCAAGGACCUGGGCCUUGGUGUUCUCUCAGGUCUGGAGCUUCUCCUUCUGCCACAGGGGUCACGUCUAAGGAAGGACCUUCUUGAAAGGACGGAAUGCCUCAAAUUCUUGGUAGCAGUUACAAUUCUGACAUGCUCAUCUGAAGACGAACGUGUGGAGCUGCUUAACAAAUGGAUUCAAGUUGCAAUGGACACAAAGACAGCUGUGGGGAACCUCCAUGGUUUCACUGGCAUCAUGCAAGGACUUUCUAUAACGCAGAUCUCGAGGCUGAAAGCAACUUGGCUGACCCUACGACAGAAGUACACUGCGACUGCUCUCGCGUACGAAACAAAGCUUCGACCAACCUUGAGGAGCAUGCAGGAAUGCAGCAAUCCCCAAGCACCGAAUACCUGCUUGCCCUACCUUCUUUCCCUGAUCACCAUCUUAGAAAUUAAUUACGACAUGGAAUGCACUAAGGCACCGAGCAAGGACGUGAAUGUGGAGUUGCCGUGGGAGCGCACUGCGUCGGACUACGGGUUACAGCUCUUGUUGCAGCACCUUGAGAAUGGUAGCGCCAUCAUCAGGCAGUAUGCAACACUCAAGAGGAACAGUGAGAUUGUGUUUGAGAAUGUCAAGUUAGAUGAUACGUUGCUGGAAGUAUUUAGAACAGAGUUUCAGCUGCUCUUUCUGUGGGGAGCAAAGGGAGCAACUGUGGCACAAAGUGAGAGACAUUCCAAGCUUGAGCAGGUUUUGACAGCUAUGUCCUAUCGCUGUGAAGCCACCAUUAGCUAAGCUAAGAUUCUUGUUUUAUACAACUAGAAGACCUUCAGAGCUUGCUUAAUUGAAAUGCAUCGAGAGAGUCUUAUGCCCGUGUCAGACGGACUAAUUUAGUGUCACAUUCAACGAGUCACACCAUUCGUGUGUGGUCAUGCAGCAUAUUUAGUGACUGUUGGCAGAAGGUGCACUAACGAUUUAUCGAGUUCCCCAAACUCACUUCACUCCUCUUCGACUGACUCGACGGCAGGCUUUGUGGUACAGGUAAAAAUAAUGAGAAAAAGCGAAUGCCCAACACCCCAAUAUUUUUAAACGAGUCUUCAAAAGCGUGUUUAUUUGAUUUUAGUACAGCGCGGUAUUGCACCGAAAAACGUGUCAUUACUCUCGUCACUGUCUUGGUGAUCCGGCGGCGACCAUUUUUGUUGUGGCACGUGUGCGAGGAUAAUUUGUUUUAUGCUGGAAGAAGAUUUCCAGGAAGUGACCUGGACAGAUACACUUACUUAAGCCAUGUAGCAAGCACGUAGUGGAAGUGACAUUCAUCUGGUUGAAUGCACUUGACAAAAAUGACACUAAAUUAGCCCUUCUGAAAGCACUAUUAGAAUUGUUGUGCAAAGUUUAUCUAAAAGGAGAAGUUGACUCUCACAACUACCACACUUCCUUUGUCGGCAAAUAUAGUGCCAUAGAGGGAUUACAUGAGGAAGAAUUGGAGCCCAACACCUAAAGUAUUGCUAUUACAUUCCAAAGCAUUUGAGUGUGGGAACCAGAACCCUGUGAAUUAAGUACUACAGGGAAAUUUAAUUUGAGGGCGGAUCAGUUGUGCGAGUAAAUACAGUAAUUUGUCAAGCUUGGUAGGUGACUAGGAUGGCCAUAAUUUGAUUUCAAAAUGCUUUCAAAGCAACAGCGCUUUACCACCUUGUUUUCACUGAAAUCUGAAAAUGCCAUUUGAAUUUGUGGCAGGUAACAUAUCCUUUAGAUGAUCCAAACUAUGAGAAGCAUAUUAAUGUAAGUGUACAAAGUACAAGACAGUUUCAAGUUACCAGGAAGAGUGUAACUGUGGAGCUUGUCGCACAUUUUCUGAAAAUUUCACUUUUCAUUUAUGAUUUUUAUUUACAAUGUGCACUACCAAAACAGCAAUGUUAAAGCAUCCCACUUAUUUUUAUGGCAGACAUUGUUAUUGCAAAUGAAGAAUGUAAAACUUGUGCUUGUCAUUUAUGUGACUCUUGAACCUGACUAGCCUUCUGUGGUAACCCAGAAUCUGUAUGCAGCUGUGAAAUGAUACUUUGAAUUCUAGUCAGUGGUCACCCAUUGCAAAAUGAUCGUUAUAGUCACGAAAAAUAAAAUGUACAUAGAUGCA
Molecule: messenger RNA, 4006 nt
Organism: Ornithodoros turicata
Lineage: Eukaryota; Metazoa; Arthropoda; Arachnida; Ixodida; Argasidae
Product: SH2 domain-containing protein 3C-like
Exons: 8
Coding region: 763-2670 (635 amino acids)
Biological process (GO): positive regulation of peptidyl-serine phosphorylation; small GTPase-mediated signal transduction
Molecular function (GO): guanyl-nucleotide exchange factor activity; phosphotyrosine residue binding
Source: RefSeq, a predicted model, not a curated record